Molecule: messenger RNA, 1899 nt
Organism: Saxophila tyrrhenica
Lineage: Eukaryota; Fungi; Ascomycota; Dothideomycetes; Mycosphaerellales; Extremaceae
Exons: 1
Coding region: 1-1899 (632 amino acids)
Biological process (GO): proteolysis
Molecular function (GO): metalloaminopeptidase activity; manganese ion binding
Source: RefSeq, a predicted model, not a curated record
AUGCAACAAUCAACCGCCGUGACCAUCCGCGGCAAGCAAGCCGACAUGGACAAGUACCCGGCAAAGGCGCACGCUCAGCGCGUCGCCGAGAAGAUGAAGAUGGAGAAUGGACUCAUCCUUCUCUCUGGAGCAAAGACCCAGUACUACCCGGACAGCGACCAGCCCAUCCCAUUCCGCCAGAACCGCGCCUUCUACUACCUCACUGGCUGUUCCGAGCCUGGCUGCCACGUCACUUACGAGACUGCUGCUGACAAGCUGACUCUGUGGCUCCCAAAGGCUGGCGAAGGCCGUCGCAUCUUCUACGAUGGUCGCAACAUGACUGCGAAGGAUGCCAUGGAGAAGUACGAUGUCGACGAUGUCAAGGUCGUGCGCGGCCCAGGUCCCAAGAGGACCAACCUUCGCAAGCUGCUCCUCGACCACCAUGAGGCCAAGGGACAAUUCGCUUUCUUCAAGCUUCCAGGCCAGUUGAUGGGCAAGCCGCUUCGCAUGAAGCUUAGGGCUGCCCGCAAGAUGGGUCUGCUGCCAGCCAUCAGGCAGUGCCGCGUCGUCAAGGACGAGCACGAAGUCGGUCUCAUUCGCAAGGCCAACGAGGUCUCCGCGAAGGCACACAAGCAGAUCAUGCAUCGCCUGCAUGCUUUGAAGAGCGAGCCAGAGGCCAUGGCCGUAUACCUCCGCACCUGCCUCAUGAACAAGGCACAAGAGCAGGCUUACGCUCCCAUCCUCGGUUCUGGUCCCAACGCCAGCCAGCUCCACUACAUCAACAACGAUGCCCAUUUCGGCAAGCACGCUCAAUUCCUCCUCGUCGACGCUGGCGCUGAGUGGAAUGGGUACGCUUCGGAUGUGACCCGCACACUCCCCAUCAACACGAAGGAGCCGGGCAAGUGGCCCAGCAAGGAGGCCGAGACGGUUUACAAGGCUGUCGAGAAGAUUCAGGAGGAGUGCAUCAAGCAGCUCGCACCUGGGAAGAAGUUCAUUGAGGUGAGCUGGACUGCGAUCCACAUGGCGAUUGAUGCUCUUCUCGAGAUGGGUGUUCUCAAGGGUGAUCACAUGGACAUCUUCCAUGCUGGUACUGUUCUCGGAUUCUUCCCACACGGCCUCGGUCACCACAUGGGGCUUGAUGUCCACGAUGGCAUGGCGCCGCCAAAGGACGGCAAGAAGAAGGGCGGAAAGGGCAAGAAAGGCGAUGGUCAUGACGACAACGACGGCAAGAACAAGAAAGGCGAGUUGAAGAACAAGAUGGGCGGCAAGGGAAAGAAAGGUGCCGCGAAGAGGAACGGUGGAGACUGGACUGUCGUCAAGAAGGAAGUCCUCUUCGACGCUGCAAACGAGAAGGACGUCAGCGGAACCGACACUGAAGCCGACACUGCUAGCGAGAAGGAGCCUCUCCUGUCCGAGAAGACCCCUCUGCCCGGCAAGAAAGGUCCUGCCGGCAAGCUCGGUGCGAAGAAGGGUGCCGCCAACAAGAAGGCCAACGCCCAACCCACCGACCCCCGCUUCGCCCGCCUCCCCGCCGCUUACCGCGCCUUCUGCUCCGGCAACGAAGCCAUCUAUCCCCAAGCCCUCUCCAAGCAGCCCAACUUCUACUCCCUCAACCCCUCCACCUGCCACGGCCCCAACACCCCCGCCGCGCCCGCUCUCAAGGCCGGUAUGGUUAUCACGGUCGAGCCUGGACUCUACUUCAACCGCUUCAUUCUCAAGCGCCAGUUCUUGAACAAGGAGAAGCACGCCAAGUUCAUCGAUGCGGAGGUGUUGGAGAAGUACUUCCCGGUUGGUGGUGUGAGGAUUGAGGAUGAUAUUCUCAUUACCAAGGAUGGGAAUGAGAACCUGAGCUCCGCGCCGAAGGGCGAGGGGAUGCUUGAGGUUAUUAAGAAGGGUGCGAAGGGCGGGAAGAAGGAAUAG